This is a messenger RNA of Lepus europaeus (European hare), 2042 nucleotides long. It is a transcript of the gene SMU1, whose product is annotated as SMU1 DNA replication regulator and spliceosomal factor. Gene Ontology annotation, molecular function: protein binding. The transcript has 12 exons. Lineage: Eukaryota; Metazoa; Chordata; Mammalia; Lagomorpha; Leporidae. The coding region runs from base 90 to 1631 and encodes 513 amino acids. The record is from RefSeq and is a predicted model, not a curated record. Gene Ontology annotation, cellular component: precatalytic spliceosome. Gene Ontology annotation, biological process: mRNA splicing, via spliceosome.
AGUGACGUGAAGCCACCGGAGGUGUCGUUGCUGUGUUGCGCGACUGGGCCUGAACGUGCAAGGGGGCUUGGACCCGGGAAGCUAUCACCAUGUCGAUUGAAAUCGAGUCCUCGGAUGUGAUCCGUCUCAUCAUGCAGUACCUGAAGGAAAACAGUUUGCAUCGGGCGUUGGCCACUUUACAGGAAGAGACUACUGUGUCUCUGAAUACUGUGGACAGCAUUGAGAGUUUUGUGGCUGAUAUUAAUAGUGGCCAUUGGGAUACUGUUUUACAAGCUAUACAGUCUCUGAAAUUGCCAGACAAAACCCUCAUUGACCUCUAUGAACAGGUUGUUCUGGAAUUGAUAGAACUGCGUGAGUUGGGUGCUGCCAGGUCACUUCUGAGGCAGACUGACCCUAUGAUCAUGUUGAAGCAAACACAGCCAGAGCGGUACAUUCAUCUGGAGAACCUCUUGGCCAGGUCUUAUUUUGAUCCUCGUGAGGCAUAUCCAGAUGGAAGUAGCAAAGAGAAGAGGAGAGCAGCAAUUGCCCAGGCUCUAGCUGGGGAAGUCAGUGUGGUGCCUCCGUCUCGUCUCAUGGCAUUGCUGGGACAGGCACUGAAGUGGCAGCAGCACCAGGGGCUGCUUCCUCCUGGUAUGACCAUAGAUUUGUUUAGAGGCAAAGCAGCUGUUAAAGAUGUGGAAGAAGAAAAGUUUCCCACGCAGUUGAGCAGGCACAUUAAGUUUGGUCAGAAAUCACAUGUGGAGUGUGCUCGAUUUUCUCCAGAUGGUCAGUAUCUGGUCACUGGGUCUGUUGAUGGCUUCAUUGAAGUAUGGAACUUUACUACUGGAAAAAUUCGGAAGGAUCUUAAGUACCAGGCCCAGGAUAACUUUAUGAUGAUGGAUGAUGCUGUCCUCUGCAUGUGUUUCAGCAGAGAUACAGAAAUGUUAGCAACUGGGGCUCAGGAUGGAAAAAUCAAGGUAUGGAAGAUUCAGAGUGGCCAGUGUUUAAGGAGAUUUGAAAGGGCACACAGUAAAGGCGUCACCUGUCUAAGCUUUUCUAAGGAUAGCAGUCAGAUCCUUAGUGCCUCUUUUGACCAGACAAUUAGAAUUCAUGGUUUAAAAUCUGGGAAAACACUGAAGGAAUUUCGGGGCCAUUCUUCCUUUGUUAACGAGGCAACAUUUACCCAAGAUGGCCAUUACAUCAUCAGUGCGUCCUCUGAUGGCACUGUGAAGAUCUGGAAUAUGAAGACCACAGAAUGUUCAAACACCUUUAAAUCCCUGGGCAGCACAGCGGGGACAGAUAUUACUGUCAACAGUGUGAUUCUGCUUCCUAAAAACCCGGAGCACUUUGUGGUGUGCAACAGGUCCAACACCGUGGUCAUCAUGAACAUGCAGGGACAGAUCGUCAGAAGCUUCAGCUCCGGUAAGAGAGAAGGUGGCGACUUCGUCUGCUGCGCCCUCUCCCCCCGGGGUGAAUGGAUCUACUGCGUGGGGGAGGACUUUGUGCUCUACUGUUUCAGCACAGUCACUGGCAAACUGGAGAGAACUUUGACGGUUCACGAGAAGGAUGUGAUUGGUAUUGCACAUCACCCUCAUCAGAACCUGAUUGCUACCUACAGUGAAGACGGACUGCUAAAGCUCUGGAAACCCUAACUCUCUCAACCAGCUUGGAAGCAUGUACUUAAAUGAAGACAGAUCCAUGAGUUGCUCCCCGCUCCCCAGCCCCUGCCCUGAGGCCAGCUUUUCUAAGUGAACAGAUCAUCUUAAUUAGGUACAAGAAUACUUUUGUGAAAAUUCGUGUUGCAGUAGCAGUAAUCCUUUUUUUAAAUGUAUUUUUAAGGUAUUAGUUUAUCUGUUUCUAACUGGGGUUGUCACUUAUGUUUUCAUUAAUCUACCUAGAGCGUAAAAUACUGGUAUUUCUUAGAAAAAGAUUGUACCCCUUUGAUUAUCUGAAAUGCUGAUUAAAAUGUGCCUCCUAUAUUAAAACUUGUAAAUAAGGAACUACCCCUUAAUUCAGUAGCUAUUUUUUUUAAGAUGUUAAUAAACUUUACACCUUUCUGGAGA